Purpureocillium takamizusanense is the source of this 2005-nucleotide messenger RNA. RefSeq names its product DNA-directed DNA polymerase. The record is from RefSeq and is a predicted model, not a curated record. NCBI's taxonomy places the organism in Eukaryota, Fungi, Ascomycota, Sordariomycetes, Hypocreales, Ophiocordycipitaceae. Gene Ontology annotation, biological process: DNA damage response; leading strand elongation; heterochromatin formation. The transcript has 4 exons. Gene Ontology annotation, molecular function: chromatin DNA binding; protein heterodimerization activity. Bases 111 to 1040 code for a protein of 309 amino acids. Gene Ontology annotation, cellular component: epsilon DNA polymerase complex; CHRAC.
UAGGGACCGCCGACAUAGCAAGGAGGAUCGGGCUACCGGGCUGCCUACGACGACGACGUCAUCUUGAGUGCGACGAGGGAAGGACGAGGAAAAACGACGACGACGAGGCCAUGCCGGCGCGCAAGUCGGACCACCGUAAGAGCGUGGGCGACGCAGGAGGUCCCAUAGCUGUCACCGCCACGCCCGGCGCCGAGAGCGCCGCGACGCAGCAACCACAAGGAUCGUCACCCGCGGCCGGGGCGGCGGCGGCGGCGGCAGGGGCAGGUGCCGCGCCGGAGCGGAAGGAAAAGGAGGCCAAGGAUAAGGACCACAAGGAUAAGGAUGCUGUGACAAUCGAGGACCUCACGCUGCCCAAGUCCAUCAUCACGAGACUGGCUAAGGGGGUCCUUCCUCCGAACACGCAGAUCCAGGCCAACGCCAUCCUCGCCAUGAGCAAGAGCGCCACGGUGUUUAUCAACUACCUCGCCUCCCACGCAAACGAGCACACCGUCAACGCCGGCAAGAAGACGGUGCUGCCGGCGGAUGUGUUCAAGGCCCUGGACGACACUGAGUUUUCGUUCCUGCGGGAGCCUCUCGAGGCUGAGUUUGCCAAGUUCAACGCCAUCAAGACGGAGAAGCGCACGUCGUACCGCGCCAAGGUCAAGUCGACAGGCAAGGACGAGGCGGUCAAGCGGCAACCGCCCUCAGAGGACGCCGACAUGGCCGACCAGACGGCAAGCGCCGCCACAGCCCACGCGCCCGACACCAUCGUCUCCGCCUCGUCCGGGCAGGCACCGCAUCGUGCCAAGAAACCGCGCGUGGACCGUGACGCGACGGAGGAUGAGGAUGAGGACGAUGAGGACGACGACGACGCGGACCAAGACGAGCACGAGGGGGCCGAGGACGACGAGGAAGACGAGAUCGAUGAGGAAGACGACGAGGACGAGGACGACGCCGAGGGGGGAGGGCGCGGCAGCGGGGACGAGACGCAGGAUGCGCUGGAGGAGCGCGAGGCGGGAGACGAAGGCGACGAGGCGAUUGACGGAGAUGAGAGCGACUAGGUCGGUCUCCGGGGGCGGCAAUGACUCGACUUGACUCGACAUAUCCUGAUGUCCCGAUUCUUCCCCCAUGUCGAGACAACAGAUGAGCGAUGCAAUCCUUACUGAACCGCCUACCCUGGGGGUCUAUCGGCUUCCCUGUUCGCGUCCGACCUGAUCGUUGUCGUCCAGGACAGCCCCGUCGCCCCCACGCCCGGGUUAUCCAACCCUCUUCCAGGAUCCGUCCAUCCCCCAUCCGGCCUCUUGCGCGCAAAAACCCCGUACGGACCACCAAGGGGGGUUCCAUGUAUACCGUCCGCUUCGCUCGGUCAUAGUACAUGGACACAGGUGCGCCCGCUUCGGCAGUCCGCCCCCCGGCGUCCCGUACAUGACUACAAGAUACUAUAUGCCCAUGACUCGAGGCGCCUCAUCUAUCCCUCGCUAUCCGCCCGCGCCGUCGUCGGUCAUCCUGUCCGUUGGGUUCUACAACACUACGACAGGACACGACAGGACAGGACGCGACGCGACGCAGCGCAACGUGAUGCGAUGCGAUGCGACGUGACGUAACACCACCACGGCAUGGGCUUCGGCGGUGCGCCGGGGAGAAAGGGGGGCAGGGGGGGCAGCAGACAUGCUGUUCACACAGGACACAUAAGCACAUGCCAUGCCCACCAUCGUCGCCGCUGAGAGUAGUGAGUAGUGGGUAGUAGUGGCAUGUGGUGGGUAGUACGAGCACCGCUUUGGCAAACCACCCGACCUCUUUUUUUUUUUUUUUUUCUUGUUUUCUUUUCUUGCUGCUGUGCGACAGACGGACGGACGGACAGACAGACACGGCCAUUCGGGGCGAGGGCGGCAACUUCUUUUUGUUCUUGGCGGAGAUUAUUGGGCGUUGUGUUCCGGAGUUUUUGUGCGGUGAUGGUGACGGUGACGUAGGUAGUCUGUGGUUUGUUGUAAAAGAUGUGUACCGUAUAUAUACCUACCUAUGCAUG